UUAUUUAUUUAGUAAUUUGAACUGGAUGGUCAAUAUCAGAAUUCUGCUGCAAAUCUGCAAAAAACAAAUCUCUCAAAGUAGCCUACGUAUAUCCUUUGGAGCAUUUCUCCUUCCUUUUUGCAGAUGCAUUAAGCCUCAGGAGCAAUGGCAGGCGCUGGAGAGCGCAAAGGAAAGAAGGAUGACAACGGGAUUGGCACGGCUAUUGAUUUUGUGUUGUCCAAUGCUCGACUUGUACUGGGAGUGGGAGGUGCUGCUAUGCUGGGGAUUGCUACCUUGGCUGUCAAACGGAUGUAUGACAGAGCAAUCAGUGCUCCAGCCAGCCCCACCCAUUUAAGCCAGUCAGGAAAGAGAAGCUGGGAGGAACCAAGUUGGCUUGGGUCAUCAUCACGAUUACUGAACCAAGACAUGAAGACAAAUCUUAGCCGUUCUCUGCAGACUCUGCCCACAGAUGCUUCAGAUUUUGAAAUAUAUUCCAUCAAAUCUAUGAAGCAUAAAUCACCUGCUAAAAGAAGCCAGGUGGAAUUGAAGAAAUCCCGCCUUCGGAUGUCCUUGCAAGAAAAACUGUUUGCUUAUUAUCAAAGAAAGGUGGCUAUCUCUGUAGAAGAACAGAUCAAAGCUAAGCAAGCUGCUGUGGAUAUCUGUGCUGAAUUACGCAGUUUCCUCCGUACCAAGUUGCCAGACAUGCCUCUGCGUGAGAUGUAUCUGAGUGGUAGCCUCUGUGAUGACUUACAGGUUGUGACAGCUGAUCACAUUCAACUUAUUGUUCCUCUUGUGCUAGAACAGAAUUUAUGGUCAUGCAUUCCAGGUGAAGAAACCAUUAUGAACAUCCCUGGCUUCUGCCUAGUACGUCGGGAAAACCCAGAGUAUUUUCCUCGUGGUAGCAGUUACUGGGACCGCUGUGUAGUGGGAGGUUAUCUCUCGCCUAAGUCUGUUUGUGGUACCUUUGAGAAAGUAGUGGCUGGCUCCAUCAAUUGGCCAGCAAUUGGAUCCCUCCUAGAUUAUGUGAUUCGUCCAGUUGCACCCUUAGAAUCUCUAACUAUGGAGGUCCAGUAUGAACCAGAUCGGCACCUUCUAAUAGACUUUUUGCCAUCUGUGACACUAGGUGAUUCUGUAUUGGUAGCCAAGCCACAUCGACUGGCCCAAUAUGAUAAUCUAUGGCGACUCAGCCUUCGGCCAGCAGAGACAGCUCGCCUGCGGGCCUUGGACCAAGAUGACUCUGGUUGCCGUUCUUUGUGCCUUAAGAUCCUAAAGGCCAUAUGUAAACUGAAUCCAGUUCUGUGUCGUCUUUCUGCCAGCCAGCUUACCAAUGUAAUAUUACACCUGACUCAAGAAGAAACUGAUUGGUCACAAGAUGCAAUAGCUGACCGUUUUCUUCAGGUAUUGAAAAAACUAAUUGGUUAUUUGGAAGAAGGAAUUCUUCCGAGUGCUUUAAAUCCCAAGGUGAACUUGUUUUCAGAGCUUACUACUGGAGAAGUAGAUGAGUUAGGCUAUACUCUGUACUGUUCACUUUCAGAACCAGAACUUCUGCUGCAAAUGUAAUGGCUGCCUUAAGUAUGAGUUAGUGUUAGAACUACUUGCCAUGACAAUUUGUCUUCUGAGUGACCUAUGCACAUCUUGCCCUGGUUAUUUUGCAAGUCUGCCUCUGCAUUUUUAUUGUUAUUAAAUAGGAGUGGGGGGCUUUAGAUUUCCUGGUGCUACUGGUCUAGUUCCACUACACUCAAGGAAUUGAAGGAAGAAGCAACUUUGAAGAUCUGCUCAAUUUGUGAUAAUGUUCUUAUUGAUGUAUCCGCUGCUGGAGUCCCAACCUGUGCUCUAUUUCCUGUAAUACUUUAUACUUCGCUGCAGUGAAAAUUCUUACCUCCUAUUUCAAAAGCGUAAAAUUGUCACUAAUAAUUUAAAAAAAACCCAAAGUAUAAUAUUCCUAUUGAUUGAUGAUCAUUUCCCCCUUUUUAUUCUGAAAGUGCUUGACAGAAAAGCUUCAAGAAAAAUAUUUGUAGCAGGAUAUAUAUUUGUGAAUUCUGUACAUUGACUGUAAUUAUAUUGUCUAGAGGUGGGUUUUUUUCUUUUUAAAUAGCAUGCUGCUUAAAUUUAUGUGGCAGAGAGAUGAUAACCCCAUAUUUUGAAAACUGAGUGCAUAUUGUCUAGGAUUUGCUGCUUUGCCAGAUUGGAGUCCUUCACUGCACAAGCACAUAUAAGGUCCUCAAUACACUCGUUUGAAAAACUGGUAAGCAGAUUGUUAAUUGAUGCAAAGGAAUGUAAGAAGAGAAAUUUCAUAUUUACUGCUUUUGAAAUAAUUUGUCCAUGUGUUCAAUUGUUUGAGAAAUUAGGAAAUAUCACUAAGGCACAGAUGAGGACACUUGAAAUAAAAAUUCUUGAAUAAGUGCUAUGACACUUCAAAAAAUGUUGUGCCUUAAAAUCAUAACAAAGAGUAGUUAAGAGGUGACUAUAUGCAAAACUGAAGAGGGUAAAUAUGCUUUGGUAGAUAUAACUUCAUUUGCUGUACUUGUUAUUGAUGGUCAGAGAAGCCCAGUCUGAAUUUGAAGCACCUUUGCCCCCCUUCAAUUCUGAAUACUGCAUAUCAUUAGUGCUUGAGCUUCAAAUUAUUGACUAGCUGGCAAAUGUAUGGAUACUGACAUAUAAUUCCUGAAUGUUUUAUCUAUAAACUAUUGGGCACAGGCAACUAGAAGAAAUGACGCUACUGGAGGAACACAAAAUAGUUUUAAGUGAAAAAUAUAUACUAUGCUGUUUAAUUUUAAAGGAGGUAGCAUAUUAUAUAUUUAACCAGUUUGAUCCAAUUGUAUUCAAGGAACUAUCAGCACAUUUUCUCCUAUGUGAUCUUCCGUACAUAAUUUAUAUAACCCUCUUCUUAAUCUCUACUCAUUCUUUGAAACGAUACAAGAUUUAGGGAGGAGCUUCUGUAGCUAUAUCUCUUGCUUUGCAGAUACAAGCAUGGCAUGAUGAAUGUGUAAUCUCUUGGGAAUAUAUGAUUUGUUAAUGUUGCUAUCAUCUGGUACUUCUUCCAUCUUUCCCCAAGGGAAAAAACAAGAGAAGGUACUCUAAGAGAUGAAACUGUCAAACCUGCAUAACAAGAAUUGCUACAAUACAUACCUGUAUGUAAUUCUGAGGGUUACCUUGUUUCAAAUAUCUACCCUCAACAUUAAAUGGUAGAAUGGAUAAUGAGAUAAUUUGCAGAUUUUGGGAAUUGAACAUAAAUCUUCCAUAUUCUUUCUGCUGAAAGUGGUGCUUACUAAGGCUACAUACGCUUCAGAACAUUUUUGAAAGAAGGUUUGGUCCUUCUUUGCAUAGAAUCACCUGAUACUCAUUAAAGUAGCCAGUUCUUUUUCAGGGUGCCACUUAAAGAGGUGUGUUAACUUUAAUGAAUGGAAUCUGUAAAGUAGUGGCAUAUUUUGGAAGCCUGAAAAAAUGAAUUUAAUAAAUAGCACAGAGCUGCUAGUUUUGUUGUGCAAGGCUCAAAAUGUUCCUUUCAAAUCAGUGUCAAAAUAUAGCUCUAAUGCUUGUGUUAUUAAGAUACUCUUCAAUUUAGUUGUAAUGUGUAGGCUCCAAUUCUAUAGCUAUGGAGAGUGCAACAUCUUUGAUUAUAUUUUGAGAUCAGAUUGUCUUUUACAGAUGGCAUAUAUUGUGGCAAUGGAAUCAGUAUUAGCCUAAUUUAAGUUUCAGUGUUAUAGCCAAAGACAGAAAGUUGAGUGCUGGCAAUUGUAACCUGGGAAAUACUUGGGAAUACAUUCCUCUCCAUUCCUCUUCCUGCUGUAUGAGUUGAUGAACACCUACAGAGACAUUAUGCGGUUAGAGACUUUUCUGUGAGGCCCAUUGUUCGUCAUCUUUGCUCCCUUUUUCCUUUUGUCACUUAGUCUGCUGUUUGUUUAGAGCAUGAAAGCAAAUCAUGAGGCAAGACUUAGAAGAAUCCAGUAUCUCUUGCAUUCUCACUUAUCUAUUACUUUUAAAAAUUGCAAAAACAUUUUAUUAAUUUUUUAAAAAAUUGUUGUAAGGUUGUAUAUAUAUUGUAUGUAGCUUUAAGCAACUAUCCCUGUGACAGAUGCCAUUUUGAUUUUUAUUUCACUUUCAUGUCUUUUAACUCUCGUUUCCUACAAAACAGUGAUGAAUUGGGAUUUUUUUUUCUUUAAAAUAUGUAAAAAGGAUUUCAUGAUAAGACUGAUUAACACAAAUUGCCACUGCCAUCAGUGCAAAAUUCGAGCUGAAAGAAAUGUGUUUACUCUUCCUUUCUAUUGAGGGUAAUAUACCUUGCAUUCUAUGUGAAUCAGCUUGUGUGAGGCAGCUGUAUUUCCCUGGAAAAUUCAAUUUGAAAACUUAGUAUACUUAAACUUACAAGUAUUCACUUAAAUUGUAUGUGACAACUUCCUACUGGCAGGUUUAGUUUUCAGCUCUCAGUCUGUAAAACAAUCAGAACAUAGAUAUUGAUUCAGUAGUAUGAAGUACAACAAAUUUAGAACAAACAAAUUGUUCUAAAUCACUGGGAAGUGGGAAGCCAAUGAGAGCAGCUGAUGGUCUCAAGCCAAUAGCCCAAGUCUGCUAGUCCUGGAAUAUAUGUUAAGUGUCAAACCAAUCAGUAGGAACUGCAAUUAUGACCAGCUAGCUGAAUAAUAAAUUUGUCUUCACUUGGCACUGUCGACCUCCAAGGUUUGAUGAAAUACUUGGGAUAUUUGGCCAGGCUGAAAUGUAUGAGGGUUGGAGGAGGGAAUUCUAAUGGUCUGUAACAAUGCAUAAAAGCUGUGAAAUAAAAUCCUCCACAACCAUGUGGCUCUUUUUAAA
Ahaetulla prasina is the source of this 4788-nucleotide messenger RNA. It is a transcript of the gene MIEF1, whose product is annotated as mitochondrial elongation factor 1. Bases 145 to 1539 code for a protein of 464 amino acids. Gene Ontology annotation, biological process: mitochondrion organization; positive regulation of mitochondrial fission. Gene Ontology annotation, cellular component: mitochondrial outer membrane. The record is from RefSeq and is a predicted model, not a curated record. NCBI's taxonomy places the organism in Eukaryota, Metazoa, Chordata, Lepidosauria, Squamata, Colubridae. The transcript is spliced from 5 exons.